Messenger RNA from Menidia menidia (Atlantic silverside), 3814 nucleotides. NCBI's taxonomy places the organism in Eukaryota, Metazoa, Chordata, Actinopteri, Atheriniformes, Atherinopsidae. The record is from the annotation of a GenBank genome assembly.
UUUGACAGUGUCGGUUGAGUAAUAGUCGUUUGUGGCAUUCUUUGCUUCAGUUCCUGAUUUUCUUGUCUGAAACGCGGGGCUGGGGAUGAAACGGCAGCUCUGUCUGUGUUAGUAGCCUUCUUUAGUGUUGGUUUAUUAUGCUUGUAUGUUGGUUUUUUAUCUUGUACAGUUUAGUAUCGGAAACCUCAAAUGCCUUCAAAUGACAGAUUAGUGGGCGCCUGGUCAUAGGAGGAAAAUGACAACUCUCUUUGGACCGUUUAUUAUUGCGUUCAUCUCUAUUUGUAAAGGUCAGCAUCACAUGACCUGCAACGUUUUCCCUAAAGAUCAGUACAUCCAAGAGGGAUCCAGUGCUGGGAUAUUCUGCCAGACUUCCUGCGUGAACAGCAACAUCUACUGGACACUGAACAACAACAACAACGUUAAGGAAAGCCUGUCAAGUACCAUCAACUCCACACACACAUAUCUGGUACUGAGAAACGUCACUUCUCCCCUUGUGACACUGCAGUGCCACGAUGCUCAUACCAAGCAGGUCCUCGGAGGCACCACCAUAAGAACAUAUUCAAAGCCCAUAAAAAUAGCAUGUAUCUUGUUUUACAAUGGUCCAGAGAACGUUGGUUUGAAUCUGAAUUUUACAUGCAAAUGGGAGCAUCGGACCAAUUCCUCAUCGAAAAUACGCUACACUGUACUUUUGUCCUCCCAUAAAGAAAGGGAAAAGAGGGAGGUCUGCAAAUCAACCAAAGCAACAGAGUGCUCAUUUGAGGACAUAGUAUUAUUCACUAAAAUGUUGCAAAAAGAAAACAGUCAAGAAAACAAUAAUUUUACUAUUACUAUUAGAGCUAGAACUGAUGCUUGGGAAGUUGACUCGGACCCUUACGAAUUUAACCCUCACCACAUAUGGAAAAUGAACUUACCGACUGUAGCGAUAACUGCUGGCUCUGAUCAACUGUUGGUGGAGUGGACCGUAUCACCAGAGUCCAACGAGUCUCUUUGCCAAAUUAAAUACUACAUGGUUUCAUUAUCCAAUGAAGACACACCAAAGUUUGUCACUGAGACUUCAAAAGAGUAUGGGAACGCCAGCAUUAAAGAAGUGGAAUCCUGCACAAAUUAUAGCAUUUCGGUCCGAUGCGCCUUUCUGGAAGCACCAUGGAGCAACUGGAGCCCAGAGAAGACGGUUCUGACCAGACUUAACAAGAAACAUUUCAGGCUCCACUUGUGGAGAAAGGUGUCUGAUCUGGGAGAAAAUGGAAAGAGAAAAGUCUGUGUCAUGUGGAAGGGUAUUCCCUCUACAUGUCGAGAGACCUUUACCUACACUAUCUCACUGACCUCUCAGAUGAAGUGGAAUUAUACUUCAUGUAGAAGCUCGGCUUGUGAUGUUGAUCUGGACCAUCGUGCACACAGACUUAAUCUUACAGUUUCCCAUAAUGGAAUUGUUUUUGCGGAGCAGUCAAUUUACAUUCCAGCCGUGGAAGAGACAGGCCUCCCUAAAGUAACCGACAUCCAAACCUCAGCUGAUGAAGGCGUCAUUGAGGUGAGCUGGAACGGACCUCCUCAGCCUGUUAGCACUUACGUUAUUGACUGGACCCACGAUGGAAGUCAAUACUACUGGAGGGAGACCAAAUUCGCCAAUGCAACUCUCAAGGACCUCCUGGAUGGAAAGCCUUAUAACAUCACAGUAACUCCCCUCCUCGGUGAUAAGACGGGUCAGAGCGAGCAGGCUGUUCAGAUAUGCAGCCGAGUCGGAGUUCCAGGGCAUACGACCAUCACAAAUGUACAGGCUUACGACAAAAGCACCUUCGUCAGCUGGGAAACGCAGUCAGAAGGUGCAUGCAGUGGUCCUGUUCUCAGCUAUACGGUCUUUUAUGAGGCACACAACAGAACGCUCAAUGUUACCGUGGAUGGCAAAAUUCACAGCAUCUUUUUGAAAGAUCUGAUCCCGAACACGCCAUACAUUCUCUAUGUGGAAGGAAAGGGCCACACCGGAAAUACCAGAAGUAGACAAAUGUUCUUUAAUACCAUGAGAUUUGAUCCGAGGCUCCUCGCAGUGCUCAGCAUUGUUGGAAGCAUCCUUAUCCUUUUUGUGUUGGGUCUUGGAUUGUGCUGCGUCGUUCAGUGGAAGAAAUGUGGCGAGAAGCCGCUGCCAAAUCCAGGCCUCAGCUCUGUGGCGACGUGGCUGUCGCAAAGUCAAGAGAAGGACACAAGCGUCUUCCAGGCGUUCAGUAAUCCAUCCCAAGAUCUGAUUGAACAAGUCUUCACAGAGGAAGCUGAUGAACCACCCCUCCCCUCACCAGCUGUAGAUGGUGAUGACAAUGUAGCCAGCAAUGAAACACAGGAAUACUCUGCCUCAGCCAUGCCUCUGCCAGUCAGUCAAGACGUGCAGAAAAAUGCGCCGGACGAACAUGGAACUCCCUUUGAACCUUUUGGGGAAUCCACAGUAUUCCUUUCCACAGAAGCCAUUCCCAUCAGCCCAUAUCGUAGUCAGACUUCUCUCCAAGCCCCUGUGCAGAAAAUCUCAAAACAGCAUAAGCAGGUUUCAUGCAAACAGUCGGAAAAAAUAUUACUCAAGUCUGUAUAUGUCAGGCUGAACAUGUUUGAACCAGAAGAUGUCAGGUGAGGCCGUUGGAAAUAAUUUGGCUUCAAGCAAAAUGACUAAGCCUUGCAUCACUCCGGUGAAAAAGGAUUCUGGAAUAUGAAUUAGUAUGCUAGGAAACAAUGCUGUUUAUUGCAUGCAUUGGAAUCCUUAUUCCAAACAUUUACAACACUGCGCAAAACCUUUUCAGCAGUAUUUCAUUUUCUUCCAAGAAGCCAUAUUUUCUGUUAAUAUUUUUAAAUGCUCCAAGGAUAAAGGAUCUGGAGGAUUUUCAAACAUUUUCUUUCAACAUUGCCUGUUGUCGCAAUCUCUUUUACGUCACUUUUUGACACCAUUUUUAUAGAAAUAUUUUAACCACAAAACACUAAGGUGUGACAAAAGACUCAAAAAGUGGACUGAAAGCCGGCGGCACCGUUUGCAUCAUAGCCAGGAGCCAGACAUCAGCGUGACUGAAGCAGUGUUGGACCGUUUGGACAGAGAAUGGAAAUAGAGAUAGCCGACGUCCAAAGAAGAACUCUGCGGUGUCCUUUUUGAGAAAAUUUGAGAACUGUUUCCGAAAGCUUGUCUAGGAGAGUUCGGGCUGUGCUGUGGAAUCAAGAUGCUAUAAAACAGACUUUCAAGCUUGGAAGAAUCUAACAAAACUUUGCUUUGUGUGUUGCACUCACACUUAGGUUUGCACGUUUCAGAAAAAUUGCUGCACCCAUUUCCUCACAGUAUCUAAAGAAAUAGUGGUGGCUCAAGACUUUUGUGCAAUGUCUCAGUUCCUACUCCUAGUCUCAGAACUGCGACACAAACAUUCAACUAACAUUCAAAGCUGAAGAUGUAAAAUGUUAUAUCAUUUACCUCCAUACUGAUGCUGUAAUGUGUAUUUUUUGGUAAUGUACAGAUGACAGCAUAUUCAUGCUAUUCCUGGGUGUUAUUGUGGCACUAUUCCCAUAAAGCUAUUAACGUGUUAAAAAGAUGUGCAUAUUGACAUAUACUGUGAAAGUGGAAUGGAAUACAUAAGCAGAUAAACAUGAAAUAAAAUGGCAAUGCAUGGAAUUCUUUAGGGAGAUCAUGUAGAACUACAUUUGACUUGCAAAAAAAGUAGUAAUAUGAUCUGAAUUAAGUUCCAUUUUAAACUUCAAGCUUCUUUAAUAGCAUUAAACAGCAGGUAUUUUUUUACUGUGAGGAAAGGGGAGGGUGUCACGGCAACCAAAAUGACCAUUUUAGUCAAUCUAAAACUUU